Molecule: messenger RNA, 465 nt
Organism: Coprinopsis cinerea okayama7#130
Lineage: Eukaryota; Fungi; Basidiomycota; Agaricomycetes; Agaricales; Psathyrellaceae
Exons: 2
Coding region: 1-465 (154 amino acids)
Source: RefSeq, a predicted model, not a curated record
AUGCAUCGACCACCUGCAUUACCAAUUCCAUCGAGUGCCAUUAUUCACUGCACCAACUGGGAAGACUGGUUGAAUAACACCAACACAAUGGAGAGACAAAGGAGGUGUGGUUGGGCGCGCAGAGAAGUCGACCAGUGGUUCUCUCGUCAGGCCGUCAAGACGCCCUCAUUCACCAGUAUGGAGACUUUGGAAGUCACUGACCAUGUAUCAACGCAGAUUCAAACCUACAGGUCGAGCUACAUUUCUCCCUUUCCGGUUGAAGCCCUCGACGAGCCGCCAGCCAUUGCUAGCCGAACCCUUCAACCAAAAUCUCAUCCAUCUCUCGAAGCUGAAGCCAUGUCGGACAAAGUCCAAUCGCAAUCAUUUCUACCCCGCCGUUUAUCGACACUCUCAAGUAUUCCGAGUCCUGAUCACACGGCACCCAGGGUGAAGGUCGACUCUCUAAGCAAAGUCGACGUCCACUAG